AUGUCAUACGCAGCCACCCUGAAAAACCAACCCGAACCCUUCGCAAUUUCGUUCUCCCACGCCUCCCUACUUCCAAUUGUAGCCGCCAACCCACCCCCCAACUUCGACCCUAAGGUUGAUGCUUUCAUUAGCCUCGAAUAUGCAGAAGCUGAAUCCCUUUCGGUAAGAUGGAUUAACUCCCUAAUUAUCAAAGUGGUGGGAAAGUCGUUCUCAGUGGAGUUUCUCAAAAGUUCCCUGCAAAGAAUAUGGAAAAUCAAGUCGCCAGUGCAACUAAUUGCCCUGGGGAAGGGUUUCUACAAUGUCUCACUGCCAUCAGAGGAGGAUAGAGAGAAUGUAUUAUCGAAUGGACCCUGGUUCAUCACUAACUUCAUGGUAUUAGUGCAACCAUGGACGCCGGGUUUCAAGCCAUCGCAAGCUACAAUCACUAAGAUUCCGGUAUGGAUUACCCUCCCCGAGCUGCCAAUUGAGUUCCAUUCCGUAUCAGUGUUACAAAAAAUUGCAAGCCAGAUUGGCACCUUCAUAAAAUCUGAUAACAGAGCCAUUGAGCAAAACAGAGUGCGUUUUGCAAGAAUCCAAGUGCUAUUAGAUUUGGCGUUGCAAAGGAAGGAAGCAGUAUGGUUGGGGGCAUUCAAGCAAAUGAUCAUCUACGAUGAAACCCCGUUCUUUUGUGCCCUAUGUCAAUCCAUCGGCCAUGGAGUGGGCAGAUGUCCGCUAGAAACAGAGCAGAGGGAAGAAUUGCAGAGCGGCGCAAAGAUGAACCACGAGGAAACCCUAAUCAGCGACAACAAUCAAAGGGAUCAACAACCGUUGAUGGAAGAAGGGGAGAUUAAUCCUAACCCAUGGAUCAAUGUCUCCAACAAAAAGACAAGUUACAGGAAAAGUACAAGGAAAAGUAAGAAAGUGACAAAAUGUCCAGAAAAAGGGGAAGGAAGAAACAAAAAAACACCAGAAAUUUCGGCGCCUAAACAGAAGCAAGGUUUUCAAAUGAAAAAGAAAAUGGGUCCAAGUGGGAAGCAACCUGUGCUGGUCAAGAAGGUGGUCCAAAACUUAGUGGCCCAAAUCGAAAAUAACACACAACUGGGGGCCCAAAACAAUGAAGGCAAGGCAGUUCAAAAGAUCGGAAAAAAACAGCAUCCAAACAAAAACCUAAUCCUAAUCCAACGGCGGAUAUUCAACCACCGAAAAGUUCACCAACCAAUACCCCAUCAUCCAUAA
Spinacia oleracea (spinach) is the source of this 1215-nucleotide messenger RNA. RefSeq lists its product as uncharacterized. The record is from RefSeq and is a predicted model, not a curated record. The coding region runs from base 1 to 1215 and encodes 404 amino acids. The transcript has a single exon. NCBI's taxonomy places the organism in Eukaryota, Viridiplantae, Streptophyta, Magnoliopsida, Caryophyllales, Amaranthaceae.